Molecule: messenger RNA, 2451 nt
Organism: Clonostachys solani
Lineage: Eukaryota; Fungi; Ascomycota; Sordariomycetes; Hypocreales; Bionectriaceae
Source: the annotation of a GenBank genome assembly
AUGAGCUACACUAAGUGGAAAGAUACUGACUCGGAAAUGGGGUUGAGGCUAGGAGUUCAAAACAGUAUCGGUCUAAGCGCCAGAUCAUCAAGCACUCCGUAUGACUCACUUCGGGCGCGAGCAGGCUCUGAUGAUUUGUAUUCGUACGAAUUAGUGCCAUCACCGACUCCACAGCCAGUCGAGGGCGGAGGACAGAAUCUCAACCUCAAAUGCCACUUAUUUGGACCCCAGACCAGGAACGCAGAUUUCUUUGGCCGCGACCAGAUUUUUGACAAGAUGGACGAGAUCCUGAUCCCAAGUCCCCCACAGUUUGAAGAUGAGACCAAUUCGCUGCGAACCUAUGCGCUGACCGGGAUGGGCGGCGUGGGGAAAACUCAAAUCGCUGUCGAGUACGCAUAUUCGAGACGUAAUCAUUUCGAAGCCAUCUUCUUCGUUUCGGCGGCUACCGGCGCCAAGCUUGCACAAGGAUACUCGCACAUUUCAACCAAGCUGGGACUCGAAGAUAAGAAAAGCGCAGACGACCAAGUUGUCAGCAGGGAUUUGGUUCUUCAAUGGCUGUCCAAUCCAGGUCGGACUCGACAGCACUCUGCUACUGAAACCAACAGCCAGGCUGUAUCGUGGCUACUCAUCUUGGACAACGCAGAUGAUUUGGCUGUGCUGGGGGACUACUGGCCAGUGACAGGACGUGGUUCUGUAAUUAUAACCAGUCGAGACCCGCUAGCUCUGACGAGGUCAUAUAUACCCAUAUCACAGGGAUUGACAGUCCAGCCCUUCUCAAAUGAACAGGGAGCCGUUCUUUUGCGUCUUUUGACUGGAUUUAACGCCUCAGAGGAGGAUGUUGAAUUAUCCAACUCCAUUACGCAACGUUUGGGUGGACUGCCCCUGGGUAUUUCCCAUAUUGCGGGCAUUGUUGUUCGGCGCGAUCUGACCUUGGAAGAGCUCAUCAAGCUCAUAGAAGAUGAUGCGACACGCAAAGAGCUGUAUAGUUCUAAAGAAGGCUUCAAGCAGAACGACUCUUACAUGCAAAGCAUAUUGACGUCUCUCAACUUGGGAGAUCUGACUGCGUCUGCGGCCUGCCUGCUAGAUCUUCUGGCACUGAUGGACCCCGACCAGAUUUCGGAGGAGAUAUUGAUGAUUAUUCAAGACAAGGCCCCGGACCAGACUUUUGUAUGGCCGGAGGAAUAUCCAUCGACAUUUCAGUCCUACAUAGAGGCUCGAAACCAGCUUACCCGGUCUUCAUUUAUCAGGCGAAACACACGAACAAAAGAAGUUACGAUCCAUAGACUAGUGCAGGACUCUGCUCGACUUAGGAUGACUCCUGGCCGAUUUUCGCAAAUUCUGGACCUCGGUAUUAAUUUGCUUUAUCAAUCAUGGCCAUUUGGUAUCAACGACUAUAGUACAGAUAGAUGGACAGUGUGCGAGCCAAUAUUUCCUCACAUCCAAGCUUUAAUGGAUGCUUAUAUCGGCCAUCCACCUGCUGAGUUCAAUCAUACUUCGAUAGAAAGGUUUGCACAUCUACUAUCAGAUGCAGGAUGGUACAAACGAGGAUAUCCUCUGCAGAGUUUGCCAUUUCAGGAAGCAAGUCAAAGAAUUCUCCAGUCCUUGCCAACGCCUAACUUGGUACGAGUAUCUGAGACUGUGCAUGCCCAGGCAGAAGUUCAUAUAUACACAGCGAACUUCCAGAUUGGUCUUGAUUUUGCCAAGCAGGCGCUGGACCUUUGCAUCGCAGCAGAGGCCAACAAUAAUAAACCGGGCCACCGCCUAGGGCAAGCCUAUAACGAGAUGGCAGAGGCGUUGGCGAAUCUUCGAAGGUUGAAGGAGGCAAUUGGAUACUGCGACCAAGCAAUCUCCACGUAUCUUGAACAAGAAGGCCACUUCGAACACUUUGAGUCAUCUACAUUUGCAAGAGUGAACAAGGCGUUCUGCUUUUGGCAGCUCGACAGACUAGAUGAUGCGGCAGCAGAGCUCGCUGAGCUACUAGAAUAUCGUGCCAAGAUGCACGGCAGCAAUGAUAUUACCUCUUUCAAGACGGGACUCGCUCUCCUCACACUCGGCAAUGUUCAAAUCAGCCAAGGCCGAUUGGAGGAGGCUGAGAGAUCGCACUGGCUUGCUCGUGAACAAUAUCAUCAGACUCUUGGUACGAACCACUAUAGAGUAGCGGGCUUAUCAUACACGCUUGCUUCUCACCUCUUUCGCAAUGAGAAUUGGACCCGUGCGAUAGAACUCCUGGAGCACGCUGUCAAAGUGUUCUCGGAUAAGCCUUUUUAUAAGCCAGAGCUAUCCAGAGUCCUCCUGAAACUCGUCGUAGCACUAGAACAUGUCGGCGAUGAAGCGUCCUUGGCUAGAGCGAGGGAAAAACUGGAUGAGCUCUUCACGACUAUGACUAAAGAAUACGGGAGAGUGGUUGAUGAACAAGUUCUAGAGGAAAUAGUACAAUACUGGGCUCUGUAG